GACUUGCGUUCGAGCUCGGAGCUCCUCCCUCUAUCCACUUGCAACGGUCGAGAGGAAGCGGAGGUCCAUAUCGCUCAUUCCCGCCCGUCCCGCAACCACCACCGCGGCCGCGGUGCCAUGGCAUCCGCCGCCGGCGCCGCCUUGUGCCCAUGCUCUUUCUCCACCGUACUCUCCUCCUCCCCCUCAACUCCCUUCCGUCCCGCAAGGACGACGCCUCGCCCUUCUCUCCGCCCGCUGCCGCGCCGCGCCAGGCUACCGCUGCGGCCGGGCCACUCGGUACUGAGGUGCCUCCCGAAAUGCGACUCGGGGAAGCCGGACGGAGGAGGAGAUGCUGGGUUAUCGGGUCGGAAGGCGGCCCGGCCAGCGGGUCAGGGAGGACCCAGGCGGCCCGCACAGUUCGGCGCGUCGUCGUGCGGACUCGCAUUCACGACGGUGGCGGGGGUGAUAAUGCUCCAGGCAUCGCAGCAGGCGCUUGCCGCCACGCAGUUCGCUGGCCUGCAGCCUGCGGACGUGCUGGGGGAUCUCGGGGACGUCAGUACAGGUUUUGCUUCAGCUUUCCUGUUGAUCUUCUUUUCUGAGCUAGGGGACAGAACGUUCUUCAUUGCGGCACUGUUAGCAGCUAGAAGUUCUGGAGCUGUCAUUUUUCUAGGCACAUUUGGAGCUCUUGCGGUAAUGACCAUUAUAUCUGUAGUUCUUGGUCGAGCAUUCCACUAUGUUGAUGGCAUCAUUCCGUUCAGCUUUGGUGGUACUGAUUUCCCAGUUGAUGACAUUGCUGCGGCAUGUCUCUUGGUUUAUUAUGGGGUUACUACAUUACUUGAUGCAGCCUCAGGUGAUGAUGAAAAGAUCAAUGAGGAGCAAGAGGAGGCUGAGUUAGCAGUAUCGAAAUUUUCUGGAAAUGGUGCGGGGGUCAUGUCUGCUGCUGGUACUAUUGCUAGCACAUUCGUAUUGGUUUUUGUUGCUGAAUGGGGUGAUAAAUCAUUUUUCUCCACAAUUGCACUAGCAGCAGCUUCAUCCCCUCUGGGUGUCAUUGCGGGAUCACUAGCUGGUCAUGCCAUUGCAACAUUGAUUGCAGUUCUUGGUGGCUCUUUGCUGGGAACAUUCCUGUCUGAAAAGAUUAUAGCAUACAUUGGAGGGAGCCUAUUCUUGGCCUUUGCUGCGAUUACCAUAGUUGAGAUAGUGACUUGAAAAGGGAGUUCCAGCUUCCACAAUUCAUAAAAAGUACUGAUCUUUUGUCAGGGCAAUGAAAAAUCAGCUUGAUCGUAAUGGUAGUACAUUGAUGUGUUACCGAACAUGAUUGUCCACAGGAACUUCAUUGUUCGUAUGGGACGUCCUAGGCUUGCGUAGAGUGUUUUGUUUCUGGUGAUGAGAAUUUCUGCUUCUUUAUCCAAGAACAAUGUUUUUGUCAUCAUCAUGAUUUGUAGUGGAAACACUGAUAGUCAGGUUGGUCGGAAGAUGGGACUGGGAGCAAAACUAUGAAUUCCAUGUAGCUUUUGAACUUCCUCUUACAUUAUUUACAAGUAUAUGAAUCAGCCUUUUCGUAUU
Molecule: messenger RNA, 1542 nt
Organism: Zea mays
Lineage: Eukaryota; Viridiplantae; Streptophyta; Magnoliopsida; Poales; Poaceae
Product: GDT1-like protein 1, chloroplastic
Exons: 11
Coding region: 118-1185 (355 amino acids)
Biological process (GO): Golgi calcium ion transport; manganese ion transmembrane transport; calcium ion transmembrane transport
Cellular component (GO): Golgi apparatus; chloroplast thylakoid membrane
Molecular function (GO): manganese ion transmembrane transporter activity; calcium ion transmembrane transporter activity
Source: RefSeq, a predicted model, not a curated record